CCCGGCUCUACCAUGUCCCGGCCACGGCAUUCUAAGUUUGAGGGACCUGGGGUACAUGCAUCUCCAGCGAGUCCGGGGUACAUCCAUCCCUGAGUCAAUCCCGGAUGCAUUCUCGGGGAUAACGAGUCCUGCAACUCAUGCAUCGGCUUUAUGCAGGAUGGAGUCAGAUGGAUUCUCGACGGAGAAAUAGCGUCUGGGCGCUAUUUAUCUACCAAGAAUGACUAGUAUGUUGAAUAUAUUAACUAGAUAGGCGGAGAGGAUGUGCCCCUCCCCUCUCCUGAGCCAGGUAGGGGAUCGCAAGCUCCUGCUACACUGUCACACUAUCUAGUCAUUGUUGGCUGUGAUCAUGGCAGGGAGCCUUGUUUCCGGGGCCCUUUGGCUCGCAUUGAUCGCUGGCGUGUCUGCGUUUCCCGGCGAGCGCCAUAUUGUCCAGAGGGAUGUUGGCAAUUCGUCCUCGGCUCCGUCGGUGACUCUCAACAACACUGUCUUUGUGGGACGCUCGUUGCCGGAGUUCGACCAGGAAUUGUUCCUGGGAAUCAAAUUCGCCGAUCAACCAGUCCGAUUCACCCCCUCGACGCUGAAGACUACCUACAGUGCCAAUGAUAGUGAUUCGGGACCCUAUGCGUCGGGCGUGGAUGCGUCGGGUGCCGUGCUCUACAAUGCUACCGAGUAUGGGUACGAUUGUCCCGGAUACGGGUCUGAUAAUGUGGAGCUGGCGGAGCUGGGCUGGGCCAAGUUCAAUGAGAACUGUAUGAAUCUGAAUGUUAUCCGUCCGAAGCGAGAUUCGGACGAGUUGCUGCCGGUGAUGAUCUGGAUCUUCGGAGGUGGCUGGAUGGAGGGAGCGACGGCGGAUCCGAGGUACAAUAUGAGUUAUAUUUUGCAUCAGGGAGCCUUGAACGAUAAGCCUGUGCUGGGGGUUUCGAUUAAUUACCGCGUUGCGGCGUUUGGGUUCCUCAACUCUGAGGAAGUCAUGGCUUCAGGAAACACGAACCUAGGUCUACGUGACCAGCGCGUAGCCUUGCAUUGGGUCAAGCAAAACAUCGAGGCCUUUGGGGGAGACCCGGAGAAAAUCACAAUCUGGGGAGAAUCGGCAGGUGCUUACAGUGUCGGAGCCCACUUGGUCACGAAUGAUGGCGAUAACGAGGGCCUUUUCCGGGCCGCCAUCAUGGAAUCUGGAAACGCCGUUGGACCUCCGUGGAACGGCACGGACUGGUACCAGCCCAUGUAUGACCAGCUUGUGAACGCAACCAACUGCACCACAGCCACAGACACCCUCCAAUGUCUCCGAGAAGUCCCGUUCGACUCCCUCUAUGCCGUUGCCUACGACGGCAUCGAAUGGUUCGGCACCAUUGACGGAAUCUUCCUCAAAGAAUUCCCCCAGAUCAGCAUCACAGAGGGCCGCUUCGCCAAAGUGCCCAUCCUCCAUGGCACCAACACCGACGAGGGCGUCAGUUUCGGCACGACAGGCACAAACACCGACGCCGAGUGCAUUCAGCAGCUGACGGCAUCCAAACGCUGGGUCCUCAACCCAGACCAAGCAACCACCAUCCUCAGUCACUACCCCAACAUCUCCGCCCUCGGCUGUCCCUACGGCUGGGGCAACGUGACCUGGCCCGCUCGCGGAUACGAAUAUAAACGCUACGAGUCCAUGGCCGGCGACAUCUGCAUGUUCGCUCCGCGACGCCUCCUGGGACAGCACAUGGCCCAGUACGAAGAGAACGUAUAUGCCUACCGCUGGGACGUGGCCGCCUUGAACGAUACGUCCGUCAUCGGCGUGGAACAUUUCGCUGAGAUCCCCUUCGUCUUCGCCAACCCCAUCCAAAACAUCACCGCGCUGGGUAGUGAUCCCGCGCGUCUCAGUCUCGGGAAUCUAGCGGCCCGGAUGUGGACGGCUUUUGUGUCGGAUUUGGAUCCGAAUGGACAUGGUGUAUCCGAUAUCCCGCAAUGGCCAAAAUAUGACCCGGCCGACCCCUACAAUUUUGUCUUCCGGUUGCCGAGGAAUGAGUGUUAUGUGGAGGCAGAUACGUACCGGGCUGAGGGGAUGGAGUAUAUUAAUACGAUUGUUCGGUAG
Messenger RNA from Aspergillus ibericus CBS 121593, 2071 nucleotides. RefSeq names its product putative triacylglycerol lipase (LipA). NCBI's taxonomy places the organism in Eukaryota, Fungi, Ascomycota, Eurotiomycetes, Eurotiales, Aspergillaceae. The record is from RefSeq and is a predicted model, not a curated record. The transcript is spliced from 9 exons. The coding region runs from base 347 to 2071 and encodes 574 amino acids.